This is a messenger RNA of Gekko japonicus, 5702 nucleotides long. It is a transcript of the gene HYCC1, whose product is annotated as family with sequence similarity 126 member A. Gene Ontology annotation, biological process: protein localization to plasma membrane; phosphatidylinositol phosphate biosynthetic process. The record is from RefSeq and is a predicted model, not a curated record. The transcript has 11 exons. Gene Ontology annotation, cellular component: plasma membrane. Bases 162 to 1706 code for a protein of 514 amino acids. NCBI's taxonomy places the organism in Eukaryota, Metazoa, Chordata, Lepidosauria, Squamata, Gekkonidae.
CUCGAAGUCCCUCUGUCAGUCUCUUUCUUUCUUUGCCCUCCACUUUUGUUGGCUCGCCUGAGCGAGCGGAGAAACGAAGAGUCGCUCCGUUAGGAGCGAGACGAGCCGGAGUCGCGCUAGCUACGGAAGGGGGUUGAAAACUUCAGAACAAAUGUUGGAAGAUGUUGGCUGUGGAUACAGGGAUUGUAGAAGAAUGGCUAUCAGAAUUCAAGACAGCACCAGAAGCAUCCAUACCAAACUAUGCUAAAAAUCUGAAAAACAAGAGUUCUCUGGUUUCAUCUUUGUACAAAGUUAUUCAGGAUCCACAGAGUGAGUUGCUGGAGCCAGUCUGUCAUCAGCUGUUUGAGUUCUAUCGUAGUGCUGAGGAACUGCUUCUACAAUUCACACUGCAGUUUCUUCCAGAAUUGAUAUGGUGCUAUCUCGCUGUUUCUGCAAGUAAAGAUCUACAAAGCAGUGGCUGCAUCGAAGCACUUCUCCUAGGAAUUUACAAUUUGGAAAUAGUUGACAGACAGGGGCACAGUAGGGUGUUAAGUUUUACAAUUCCAUCCUUAUCUAAACCUUCAGUAUAUCAUGAACCUUCCAGUAUUGGCUCAAUGGCUCUGACUGAGGGUGCUUUAUCUCAACAUGGCUUAUCCAAGGUUGUUUAUAGUGGAUCUCAUUUGCAGAGAGAGAUGCUGACAGCACAAAACAGGUUUGAAGUACUGACAUUCCUUUUGUUGCGAUACAAUGCUGCCUUAAGCUAUAUGCCUGCAGUUUCUCUUCAGUCAUUAUGUCAGAUCUGCUCAAGGAUCUGUGUUUGUGGGUAUCCUCGGCAGCAAGUGAGGAAAUACAAAGGCAUGAAUAACAGGAUUCCAAUUUCUUCUGAAUUCAUGGUGCAAAUGCUAACUGGAAUUUAUUAUGCUUUUUAUAAUGGAGAAUGGGACCUGGCUCGAAAAGCAAUGGAUGACAUUUUAUACAGAGCACAACUGGAGCUAUAUCCAGAACCGCUAUUGGUUGCUAAUGCAAUAAAAGCUUCAUUGCCUCAAGGUGCCAUAAAAUCUAAUAAAGAAGGAACAAAAUGCAUUCAGGUUGAAAUUACACCUACCGCAUCUAGAAUAUCAAGAAAUGCAGUGACUAGUAUGUCAAUUCGAGGACAUAGAUGGAAAAGGCAUGGUAAUGAACUGGGAAUUCCAGAAGAAGAAUUAAUAGAAGUAUCUGAAGUUGAUGAAGGUUUUUACUCUAGGGCUACUUCUGCCACAAGUCAUUCUGCUUUAUCGAACAGCAGCAGCACUAGUAACAAGCCUCUGACAGGCAAGAGUCAGCGAAGGUCUGGAGGAAGCAAAGUUGGAGUGAAAGAAAAAGAAGCUGUUGGUGAAUCCUACAAAGAACACUUGUCUCGUAAACAAAGCCAGAGGGCAAUGAGUGAGAAUCUAGAGCUUCUGUCUCUAAAGAGACUGACCCUGACUAGCAGCCAGUCCCUUCCUAAGCCAGGCAGCCAUAGUUUGGCCAGAACUAGCACAACUCUUUUUAGUAAAUCCUUCGAACAAGUCAGUGGUGGUGUGGUCCCAAAUAACCAUAGCGGUACAGAAGCAAACAGGUUUUCUGUAUGUAGCUUGCAAGAGGAGAACUUGAUUUUUGGAGCUGAAAGGACAGAACUUCCUGUUCCAAGCAAGCAGCCAAAUCAGCAGCGACCACCUAGUAUCAGCAUAACACUGUCAACAGAUUAACAGAACCUCAUUAAUUUCUCAGUAUAUAAAAAAGGAUUAAGUUGAUUUUACUACAAUUUAUUAUGACCUUUUCUAAAUAUUUCUCUUCAUUUAUCUAGAAAGAUUUCCGUUGGUUGAAAGCUGUGUCUAAACUGCCAAGGUUUAAGAAUUGCAGUAAGUUUAAACAGAAUAGGGUGAGGACUUGGUUGCCUUCAUAUUUUAAGGGUGGGGUUUUUUUUGGCAUACUUCGUCAGUACUAAUUGCUAACAGACAUUUCAAAACCUUUGUACAUUUAAGAUGACCAGGUUGUGUUAACGUGUUUUGUAGGAUACACCAGCCCUGAUUUUAUAAAAGUUCUAUAAAUACUUCAUAGUAAUGAUGUUACUGUAAUACAGGAGUCUAUAGGACUCCUUACUCAAGGAAUGAAAUUCAUAAUAAUGUUACAAUUAGGCUUGUACCAGAGAGCUCAUACAUGACAGACUAAUGCUGAGGAUAGACCAAUGCCAUCUUUAAUAUGGAUUGCAUUGCUUGUGCAGACUUUAGCCAUAUGUUUUGAGGAAGAUCUUAUCAUUGGCACAAUUAAUGUGUCAUAUCCAUGUACGUAGUACAUGUUUUCCUUUUUUGCUUUCACUAAACUAGAAAGGGUUCUUUAUGUUUAUUUUUAAGCAGUUUAAGGUCAAAUCAGGGUGGGCGUUAGAUAAAAAUGAUUUUUGCACAGACAAACUAAAUAUGCUGGGUUGGUUUCAUUGAGUCACAGUAUUCUUGCUACAAGAAUUCAGAUAUAAUAUUGAAUUGUAUGGUUGCCUAUAGAGCAUUUUUUUAAAUGUAGAGGAAGAAAUUAGGCUCUGUCACCUUUUAGUUACUAGCCUUAUAUUGAUCAGUAUAUAUAUAUAACAGGUGAACAUUGUGUUCACAUGUUGGGUUUCAGAUUUGCAUGGGAGCUUAUCCAUUUUACCCUCAAUUUCUAUAAGCCCCAUCUGUGAUCUGUACACACUUACAGUGAUGUCACACAAAUUAAUUGUGUGUUGCAUUAGACUCUAUGCACCUAGGCCCCUAUGUAAACAUGAGAUCAAACACACAUGGGGUAGAGCAUCAUAUUCUUGAUCCCACAUUGUACACUUAUUUCAAACACUAGUAUAGGGCUACUGAUCACACAGUGUCAGUGCUCACAAUAUAGGUAAAUUUCCUGUAAGUAGCAAAUUCAGUUUUUGAGCCUAUCAACACAGCAAAGAGCCAAUACAAGAAACAAAGUUUAUUUUUAGAAUAAUUAUAUGUUGCCUUUCCAUAGCAUAAAUGCCCAUGACUGCUUAGAGCAGUAACAAAAGGCAUUAUAGUACAAUUUAAAGUAUUUAAAAAAUUAAGCUUUUAAACCAACACUUUAAAACCAGGGUUAAAAUUCUAAUUGCAAGGCCUUAUCAAUAAAAGUGUCUUCAACUGAAAUAAUAUAGCAGUGUGUCUGCUUUCCCCCCAUCCUGGUAAUGAUGGUGGUUUUCCAACUAAACCACCUCAUAUUACAAGCUCACAUUAAUCUGCAUUCUCUUGAAGCCGUGUUUACAAUAACUACGUAGAGAUGUAGUCAAGAAUGUGUUUUGUUGGCUUUAAGUUUAAAGCCGUCAACUGAAAACUUUGAGAAUAUAACAGCAAUUUAGCAGGUAAAAAUCCUACACCGUGUGUAUUAAAAAUUCUACCUAGGAUUCCAAGGGAUCUCCUUAUGUGGAUUUCCAGAGAGUAUGUUCUCUAACCAAAACUAGUAGCUGUUCUCUAAUAGUGUUUGUGUGAAAUAGAAACUUUUCUGAAAAUAUCUGAAAAUGAUCAGAGGCUAAAAUUUUAAUAUCUAUUUGUUUAAUCGCUGAUAUCAUUUAUUUACUACUUUAAAAAUAUUAAAUGUGCUCUAACAAACUAAAGCACUGACAAUUUUCUACAUUUUUAGAUAUUAUACAGGCGUUCUAUAGGGAGAGAAUAACAAUAUAUAGAAAUAUACAGCCAUGGCAAAUUAAAGAGAUUUAAACGUCCUAUAGUUAAAUCAUCAAAAAUGCCAUGAGAAACACAGUGAGCUAUAGAUAUUUUUGUGUCAAUAAACACAUUAAAUGUUCUCUUCAUACUCUGAUAAUUUUAUUUUGUAUGCAGCAAUAAACAUUAGAACUCUGUGUAUCUGCAUAAGUUUAAACUAGGCUUGCCACUUGGAAGUAAUUUCGCAAUAGGAUGUAUGUAAUUUUGUCAUUUAGGUAUACAUCCUGAUUGUAAAAAGGGGCUCUGUACAUAUUAAAAGAGUAAAAAAAUCACAUAUGCAUCAGUCCUCUUAAUACAAACAGUGUGGCAGAUGGACCCAACCCAUUUUGAUCAAAAAUGGCUUUUCAUUGGGAUAAAUUUUAGUAAUUCAUAAGUGUGGUCUAAGCCCUGCUAAGUGUCAGGAGUAUAAUCCUACCUAUAUAGGAUAUUGAUUUUGUAUAGUAUACAGUUCUCAUAAACUUGAUUCCACUAAAACCUAACCUUUAUGUAUUAAAUGAGUAUUCAAAUUUCCCAAUAUAUAAAGUUUGAUUAAUACAGAGAAUUUGGGGUGUUUGAAUUUUUAGCAUUAUGCCAGCUUUUUAAAAAGGCCUGCUGUGGUCCUGAUCAUGGGGAAAAGAUUUGGGAUUUUAAACUUCUGAAGCAUACGUACUGAGUCUCCAGCAUAGGUAAGAGUUUCCUCUUGAGUAUUGUGCUGCACAUUCUCACAGUUUUACAGUUUAAUGCAGAAUUCCAAAUGAGGUCAUAAAGUCUUAGCUCUAGAAUGUAAUAGCUAACUUUGAUUUGGUAAGUUCAGGUUGGGUAGCCAUGUUGGUCUGAAGCAGCAGAACAAAGGUUGAGUCAGGUGGCACCUUGUAAGACCAAUAAAGUUUUAUUCUGGGUAUAAAUGGUCAUUAUAGACUUCAACUGACAAUUUGGUUUGAAAAUGGCUAAAUAAUACUGGUUAUGUGAACAUUGCUUUUAAAAUGUUUUGGAGGGAAUGAUGAUGCUGUGGUUGGGUGUAGUCUUCUAUUAAGUUACAAAACUGCAACAUUUUGUUUUGUAUUUUUAACUGUAGGUGGUUUGUUCAGUGACUUAUUACAUUUGUGUGAUCCAGUUGAAUUAAGUGGAAUUAAUCAGUGUAAGUGGCCAGUGAUUUGUGACAUUAGGGAAAUAAGAUAAAUAUAGUGUGAAUGUUUUUAUUAGACUUUGCUGUGGUGAUAAAUGGGGUUUUAUAAAAAAAUUACUGAAUGUUUGGAGACUACAAUUUUGGAAGAAUGCUGAAAUACUGCAAUCUUGUAUUGAUAACAUUGCAGUUUUGACUGAAACAAUUUAUGAAUGUAUCUCUAUGUAAUGGACACACUUUGCUUUCCCAUGUUUUGGUUUUAAAAUGGUCUCGGCUUAUUUGUAUUACUUGGUACUAUAGCCUUUUGUAUUUUGUAUAGUUUCAUUUCUGAAUAUUGAAGACUGAAACAGGCUAGAUAGGUAUUUUUAGUAAUCUCAGAGAAGACCCAACAACAGUUGAUACUUUUUUCCUUAACAAUAUGAGAGUUCAAACGAGUGUACUACUUUCUCUCUUGUAUUGUAGUUGUGAAUACUUAUUUUCUGUUUUUGUAACAAAAUGCUUGUUUUGUAGACUUCAAUAAAUGAAUUGUUUACCUAGAGUUCACAUUUCUAAAAUCAGAAGUCAGCAUCAUUUGUAACCGAUACUCCUCUAGAACAAACUAGAGCCUUGGAUUUUGAGUUAUAUCCUGCAACCUAAAUUUUGUUAUAAUUUUUGUAGAUGACAGACUUGAGGCUGAGAGAGAGUAGUUUGCCUGAGGUCACAAGUAGUAUGUGGCUGCAGGCGAGAACUGACCCAUUCAUAGCUAGUAUGGUACUCUUUAUUCAAUGUUACGAAUAAAUUUGUUAAAAGAUGCAGAUUUACUGUUCGCUGGUGCUAUUACUUCUGUACUAUUAUUUUCUGACUUGUGACAACUUUUACUGUAUUUUUUUUUUGCUUUCUCAAAAAGGGUGCCGUUUACUUGGAUG